Molecule: messenger RNA, 918 nt
Organism: Tachyglossus aculeatus (Australian echidna)
Lineage: Eukaryota; Metazoa; Chordata; Mammalia; Monotremata; Tachyglossidae
Product: olfactory receptor 8J2-like
Exons: 1
Coding region: 1-918 (305 amino acids)
Biological process (GO): sensory perception of smell; G protein-coupled receptor signaling pathway
Cellular component (GO): membrane
Molecular function (GO): olfactory receptor activity; G protein-coupled receptor activity; odorant binding
Source: RefSeq, a predicted model, not a curated record
AUGGCAGAGAGAAACCUGACCUAUGUGACUGAGUUUGUUCUCUUGGGAAUCUCAAACCAUCCGGAAUGGCAGAUUCCUCUCUUCCUGGUGGUCCUAAUCAUCUAUCUUAUUACAGCAAUAGGAAAUCUUGGGAUAAUCACGAUUACCAAUAUAGAUUCCCUACUAAAAGCUCCGAUGUAUUUUUUCCUCAGGCAUUUGGCUUUCAUCAAUCUAGGUAAUUCCACCACCAUUGCCCCCAAAAUGUUGGUGAACCUCUUAGCAGAGAAUAAAACCAUUUCCUAUUAUGAAUGUGCUUCACAGACAGGCUGUUUUUCAAUUUCAAUUAUUGCAGAGAUUUUCAUGCUCACUACUAUGGCCUAUGACCAAUACAUGGCUAUCUGGAAGCCAUUGAUUUAUAGGGUGAUUAUCUCGAGAGAAGUGUGUAUCGUAAUGGUUAUUCUUAUAUACACCUAUAGCUUCAUUGAAGGAGUGAUUGUCUCAACUUACACAUUUUCAGUGUCCUACUGUUCCUCAAAUGUAAUCAACCAUUUCUAUUGUGAUCAUUUCCCUCUGCUGGCACUUUCCUGCUCUGAUACCCAUAUACCGGAGACAAUCAUUUUAAUAUUUUCUGGCUGUAAUUUGACUUUCACCCUCACAGUUGUUCUAGUGUCCUAUUCUUUCAUCAUCUUGGCCAUUGUGAGGAUCCGCUCCUCUGAGGGGAGGUGGAAAGCCUUCUCCACUUGCACAUCUCACUUGAUGGCUGUAACAGUUUUCUAUGGGACUCUCUUUUUCAUGUACCUGCUGCCCCAAGGCAGUCACUCCUUGGAUACAGAUAAAAUGGCUUCUGUGGUCUAUACCCUGGUGAUCCCCAUGCUGAAUCCCUUGAUCUACAGCCUGAAGAACAAGGAAGUAAAAGAUGCUUUGAAAAGACUCGACUAA